Messenger RNA from Zerene cesonia (dogface butterfly), 1260 nucleotides. Its product is annotated as galactose mutarotase-like. The record is from RefSeq and is a predicted model, not a curated record. The coding region runs from base 135 to 1199 and encodes 354 amino acids. The transcript is spliced from 6 exons. Gene Ontology annotation, molecular function: aldose 1-epimerase activity; carbohydrate binding. NCBI's taxonomy places the organism in Eukaryota, Metazoa, Arthropoda, Insecta, Lepidoptera, Pieridae. Gene Ontology annotation, biological process: glucose metabolic process; beta-D-galactose catabolic process via UDP-galactose, Leloir pathway.
AUAAAAAAUUGCGUACGUGCUGUGUCAUAGGAAUAUGGGAUGUUUAUAAUUUUAUUACAUAAUGAUAAUGGUUAAACAAAAUACAGAUAAACGAUUAGUUAACACAUAGUGAUAGCGUAUACCGGCCGCUAUUUAUGAACAUGGUGUACUUAACUGAACAGCACUUCGGAAGUUUCAAUGAGGAGCCAGUGAAGAAAUUUAUAUGGCAAACCAUCAGCGGUUUAUCAGUAUCUGUCAUAUCAUAUGGAGCUAUUGUACAAUCUAUAAAGGUACCAGAUAAAAAUGGUGAAAUAAAAGACGUAGUAUUAGGAUUUGAUACGUUUGAAGACUACGUGACCAAGAAUGCUCGAUUUUUCGGCUCCACCAUCGGCAGGUGCGCUAACAGAAUUCGAGGAGGUACCUUCCAAUUGGAUGGAGUGACUUAUCAAUUGGCUAAGAAUAAUGGAGAGAAUCAUUUGCAUGGCGGGAUUAUUGGAUUCAAUAAGGUGAACUGGCAAUCUGUUGUAGAUGGGACUAAGGUUAUCUUCAGCUAUUUAUCGAAAGAUGGAGAGGAGGGAUAUCCUGGAGAAUUGUUAGUGAACGUGACAUACGAAGUAAAGGAAGAUGACAGCUUAUCUAUCGACUUCAAGGCCACUUCAGACAGGAAGACUAUUGUGAAUAUGACCAACCAUUCCUACUUCAAUCUGGCUGGUCACGAAUCCGGCGCCCAGGGCUUAUUUGACCACGUGAUUACGGUUAACGCUGAUAGAAUUACUGAAAGCAAUGCGGCAAAUAUACCAACCGGGCGUCUGCUCAAAGUAGGAGGAACUCCCUUUGAUUUACGAGUUCCAAUCCGACUUGGAGAUAUUAUCAACAAAUAUGAAAAACUUUUCGAUCAUAAUUUCUGUGUAUCUGAUAGUGGCAUGGAGGGCCUAAACUUCGUUUCAAAGGUAGUCCACCCAGAGUCAGGUAGAAGUCUGCAAGUAUUCAGCAACCAGCCUGGUGUACAGGUCUACACUGGCUACUUCUUACCAGGUCCAGGAGACCAGGCCAUUGUUGGCAAGCAGGGAGUCGAAUACCGACGGAACGCCGCUCUCUGCCUCGAGACACAAGUAUACCCUGAUGCUAUCAAUCAUCCCCAUUUCCCCUCAGUGAUAUUGAAGCCAGGGGAUGUGUAUGAUCACAGAGUUGUGUAUAAUUUUGGUGUUAUGAAGGAAUGAGUGGUACGUAAUAUGAAAUUCCGAUCUUUGUGUUUUUAAUGUGAUUUGGUGAAUAAAAAUA